AUGGAGUCUCCUGGGGGCUUGGAGGGCCAGGUCUCUGCCCUGCAGGGCACCCUCCGCCUGCUGGUGGGGCUGCUGGUGCCCUGCCUGCUGCUGCUCUCCCUCCUCAGCACUUUGCUCCUGGUGCGCUGGAGGCUGUGUCGAAGGGUUGGGGACCAGAGGGCCCUGCAGUGCCCCCCAACUUCCCCCGGGCUCUUCCGGUUGGCCCCAAAGGGUGCUGUGCUCGGGCAUGAUCCUGGGAGCGGGACAGCUCAGCGGCAGCCCCUGCAGCCUGGGGGUGCAGCCGAGAGAGUUUUUGCUGGCCCGCCGGCCCCAUGCUGCAGCCAGAGGGCCGCCCUCUCCUAUGUCCCCAGAGCCAGCCCUCGCUUCUUCAGGCAAGACAGAGGGGCAGUGCUGGGAACGGGCUCCUCCUCCACCGACUUAGAAAAGCACCCUGCCUUGGUUCCCCCUAACUCUCCCGUUACCACCUCAGGCACCGGGGGCGUCCUGGAGAGAGUCUUCUCUGGGUGCCACACCAGCACCCAGAAGAGGCCUCGUAGCUGCAGCAGGUUGGCAUCGGCCAUCCGUUCAAGCACAGGGCCUUUUGAGUUUGGCAGCAGCAUCCGACCCGGGGACAAGAGGACUCACCUCAACUCUGCCAACUUCACGGCUUCCCAAGGGCCUGGCCUUGACUCGGACUUUGGAGCCAGCGCUGGCGUUUCUGUUCGGAUCUUGUCAACAGACAGUGAAGGAAGCCCCAACACACCCAUUUUGCUUCAUCAACAAGCCGAGCUGUUUGAGUGGGACUACUAUGACCCAAGCUACAAAAAGAAAGUUCAGCUCCGUCAUCCACUGCCUCCCAUCUGCAGCAAGCAAUACUGGCUGUAA
This is a messenger RNA of Python bivittatus (Burmese python), 864 nucleotides long. RefSeq names its product protein huluwa-like. Lineage: Eukaryota; Metazoa; Chordata; Lepidosauria; Squamata; Pythonidae. The record is from RefSeq and is a predicted model, not a curated record.